AUGACCGCCAUACUUGUCCACCAGCAUCACAACGUCGAGCCAUCGUCUAAGCACCAGACAGAUGAGUCUCUACAAAUGGUCAGGCGGGCCAUUGCUUCCACCAUCGACGCUAUCGACAAGCAUCUACUAGCAGUCAACAAUGGCAUCCAUUCCCAUCCCGAGCUCUGCUACCAAGAGGUCUUUGCUCAUGCCACCAUAACCGACUUCCUUGAGUCUCAAGGGUUCAAGGUCCAACGCCACGCAUACGGCUUGGACACCUCCUUUGUCGCAGAGGCAGGCUCGGGUGGCCGGCUCGUCAUAUUCUGCGCCGAGUACGACGCUCUUCCCGACGUAGGCCACGGAUGCGGUCACAACCUCAUCGCCACAGCCUCCAUCGCUGCCUUUGUCGGAGCUGCCAGCGCACUACUUGCACUGGGUAUUGCCGGCCGCGUACGCAUCCUCGGUACGCCUGCCGAGGAGGGAGGAGGCGGCAAAGUCAAGCUCAUUGACGCUGGCGCCUUUGCUGAUGACGUCUCUGCGGCGCUCAUGUGUCACGCAAUGCCAGCCCAUCAGGUCAAGGACGGCAAGGCUGGAAUCGCUGCAUUCCGGACUCUGGCAUCUCGACGCCUUGGCAUGGAGUUCUUUGGCAAAAAUGCUCACGCCGGACAGGAGCCUUGGAGCGGCAUAAACGCUCUGGAUGCUGCCGUCAGCACAUACACAACGGUGUCUAUGCUUCGGCAGCAGAUCAAACCACAUCAGAGGGUACAAGGAGUUAUAGAAGAGGGAGGAAAGGUCCCAAACAUCAUUCCGGACUAUACGAGGAUGACUUGGGGUGUGAGAAGCUUCUCUAGCAGCGAAGUCGACGCAUUAUCCGAAAGAGUGGAAGCUUGUGCAAACGGCGCCGCUAAAGCGUCAGGGUGCACUGUAAAAAUCACACGAGCGGUACCGUAUAAAGAGUUGCGGGUGAAUGAAGCCCUAUCCAUGGCUUACGUCAGUGAGAUGGCAUCGCUGGCCAAGGAUGUUCUUUACGAGGAAGAUGAGCCCUCAUCCGCAGGAACAGACAUGGGCAACGUUUCACACGUUGUUCCAAGCUUCCACGGCAUAUUCGCCAUCCCCACGCCCCCCGGAGUCCCUUGUCACAAUCGGGCUUUUGCCGAUGCGGCCGGUACUAUUGAAGCUCAUAGAGAAGCUGUGAAGGCUGGAAAGGGCAUGGCGAUGGUGGCGAUUAGGGUACUCGAUGAUGCAGAUUUGGCGGCUAGGGUGAAACAUGACUUCGGUAGACGGAGCGGCUAG
Molecule: messenger RNA, 1272 nt
Organism: Fusarium keratoplasticum
Lineage: Eukaryota; Fungi; Ascomycota; Sordariomycetes; Hypocreales; Nectriaceae
Product: Peptidase M20 domain-containing protein 2
Exons: 3
Coding region: 1-1272 (423 amino acids)
Molecular function (GO): dipeptidase activity
Source: RefSeq, a predicted model, not a curated record